Anoplophora glabripennis (Asian longhorned beetle) is the source of this 3013-nucleotide messenger RNA. RefSeq names its product mitochondrial proton/calcium exchanger protein (gene Letm1). The transcript has 4 exons. Gene Ontology annotation, molecular function: ribosome binding; calcium ion binding. The record is from RefSeq and is a predicted model, not a curated record. The coding region runs from base 204 to 2552 and encodes 782 amino acids. Lineage: Eukaryota; Metazoa; Arthropoda; Insecta; Coleoptera; Cerambycidae. Gene Ontology annotation, cellular component: mitochondrial inner membrane. Gene Ontology annotation, biological process: intracellular monoatomic cation homeostasis.
UCACAGAACAGAUGGUGCUCUGUGGUUGAACGUCACAACAUGAUGUCAUUUUUUCAUUCUAUUUUAUGUAUCGGAAAAUUUUUAUGUCAUCUAAACACACAGAUCUAUUAACGACGAACAAAAACUUGUAAUAAAUUAAUGGCAAAUUCAAUAAUCUACCCGAAUCAUUUUUAGAGUAAAACAAGAAAGAACAACUUAAAAAAAUGUAUGUUGUCUUACGAUCACCUCACAUUAGGCAUACACGUUCUAGGCUUUUAAAAAGUUGCCGAUAUUAUCACCUAAAUACGUAUUGUUUCUGCAAUGUAAAUUUAGUUCGAAUAGUCAACCCGAGCAUAGUGGAAUCCAAACGACUACAUUCGAUAAGUUCCCACAGUAAUUCAUUAUUUAAUAACGACUGCAAAGUAUUGACUAGUUACUGUAGUAUUUACAAACAUGAUCUGGUGCGACACAUUACCAUUUCUAGUAUAAGAUUUGACAAGGAGCCCCUCAAACCAUCCUCAAAAGUCGAAGUUACUGUUCAGGAACUAAAGAAAAAAGAGGAAGAACUGAAAGCAAAGCCAACAGAAGUCGCAAAACCUGUAGUAAAAAAAUCCAUAGUACAAAAAGUAUGGAACGAACUGGUGCACUAUUACCAUGGCUUUCGACUGCUGUUCAUGGACGUGAAAAUUUCAUCUGGCUUGGUAUGGCGGAUACUCAAUGGCAACACAUUAACCAGGAGGGAAUACCGUUUAUUAACUCGAACUGUUGGGGACUUGUUCCGACUAGUUCCUUUCUCAGUUUUCAUCAUUGUACCGUUCAUGGAAUUACUUCUGCCCGUUUUUAUAAAACUGUUCCCGGGGUUGCUUCCCUCUACAUUCCAAACUGCCACAGAGAAGGAGGACAAAAUCAAGCAAAACUUGAAAGUCAAACUGGAAAUGGCCAAGUUCUUGCAGGGUACUCUGGACGAGAUGUCCGUCCAGCACAAUGAUAGAUAUUCGGAUAGUGCUAAAGAGUUUUUGGAGUGGUUUAACAAAGUACGAACUUCAGGCGAGCUAGUUUCGACAGAAGAAAUCAUGAAAUUUUCCAAACUGUUCGAGGACGAAAUAACAUUGGACUCUCUAUCCAGAAGCCAGCUCAUCGCCCUGUGUCGCGUCUUAGAUGUACAGACUUUAGGCACAAACAACUUCCUACGUUUCCAACUUCGAAUGAAAUUGAGAUCUCUAGCCGCCGACGACAAAAUGAUACAAAAGGAAGGUGUCGAUUCCUUAACGUUGGGAGAAAUGCAACAAGCGUGCCGUGCGAGAGGCAUGCGGGCUUACGGAGUGAGCGAACAGAGACUGCGUUCGCAGUUAUUACAGUGGUUAGAUCUGAGCUUAAACGAAAAAGUGCCCCCGUCGUUACUUCUCCUGUCCAGCGCUCUCAUGCUGCCAGAGACCAUUCCGACGAGCGACAAGCUUAAAGCUACUAUAUCCGCGUUGCCGGAGACUAUCGUCAAGCAAACGCAGGCUGCGAUCGGCGAGAAGGAAGGAAAGAUCGACAACAGGGUCAGGGCUGAAAUACUACGUGAGGAAGAGAAGAAAAUUAAGGAGGAAAGAGCGGAGCAACGCGAAGAAAAGAAGAAACUGGAAAAGGAGAAAGAGAAAGACAAAGAAAUCCUCGUGGACAAGGCGCCGGUUAUUUCAGCCACUACGACACCUAUCUUAGAAGAUACGGCCAUGAAGAUAAGUGCCGAGAAGUUGGAGAAGGUCGAGAAGAAAGAGGAACACUUACAAUCCAAAGACUUCGAGAUUAUCGAGCACGCCAUUGACGCCGUCUCGAAAGAAAAGAAAUUCAUUGUCGAAAAGGAAGAACUUCAAGAACUCAAAGCGGAAAUGGCCGAUUAUAAGGAAGACGUCGAGGAUCUGGCCAAGGCGGUGGCUUCACAACCCAAACCGGAAGUCAAGGAGACCAAAGCGGCGAAACGUCUGUUCAAGAGCGUCAACAAGAUGAUCGACAGGUUGGACAACGUACUGGUGGACCUGGAGAAGAAGGAGAAGCAGCUAAAGAAGGAUUUGGAGAUCGAGGCGACAGACAAGAAGAAGGAGGAGUUGUUGCAGAUAGACGACAUCAUUUCGGCUAUCCACAAGAUAAAAGAUAUUCCCGACCAGAGCAAGGUGGACCAGAUCAAGAAUCUUCUGAAGAAGAUGGACGCUGAUCACGACGGGUCUCUCAAAAUUGACGAUGUCCUGAAGGUCAUCGAAAUCAUCGGAAAAGAAAACGUGAAGUUAUCGCCAAAACAGAUGGAGGAACUGAUCGAUCUCGUGGACAAGGAGGGGAUCUUAGAGGUGGAGGACAAGAUCGAGAAGGCCUUACAAAAGGACAAGGAAGCGAAGGAUGCCGAGAAAGUGGCGGAAAAGCAACCGUCGGAGAGUAAAGCAGCUGCCCCGGCGGAAGAGAAAGCGAAAGACAAGACGGACGAGUCGCAGAAGAACCCGCCCUCGUCGAAGCCAAAAAUGGACGCGCAGAGUAUAUUGACGCCACCCCCCAGUAUUGAUCCGAAGUCCAAGAGCGACGCCAGUUCUAAGAUGCUUUAAUUUAGAUAUGUUUAAUAAUAUUUUUAUAGAGGGAAAAUAUUAAAUUAUUUUUUUUUAUUUGCAACAAAGUCGAUGUAAAUAUUUUUCUCUAGCUGUGAAUGAAGUGGUGAAACAAUACAUGCUGUUUUUACUUUGUAUUGGUCCUAAUUGCAUUAUUUAGCGUUGCGAGUUUUUCGCUAAUACGUAAGAGAUGUUUUUUUUUACACUGUACUAAUUAUGUGAAGGUUAAAUGUAAGUCCAGUUUAAAGAAUCCGAAAAGUACAGGGACACAUUCUUUGCCUUGAAUUUUUUAGCUUUAAACAAGAAAAUGUUGCGAAAUUUUUGGAAACUCGAUUUUUAUUGUAUGAUAAAAAAAUUCUCGACACUGAGUGUGUAGUUAUGUAACUUUUACAUUGUAUGAAUGUUGUAGCCUGAAUUAAUUUAUUGUUGUUGAAUAAAAGUAAUAUUUUCCAGGUUUUUUA